AUGGCUCGCUCAAAGGUUCUGUGCACUUGCAUUCUGAUCAUCAUCCUCAGCUCAAUCCAAGCCGAGGCAAGGCGGCUCACAACUGCGACGGCGGUGACGGUGGCGAGCAAGGGGAAGGAGCCAUGGGGCGCGUUGGAAAGUAACAGCCGAAGCUUGAGAGCAACUUCAAGUGAGACUAGCAUAGCAGGGGCACAAGGGCUAAACGGCGGAGCCAUGUCGACCGCGACUACGGUGGAAUCCCGGGGGACGGCGCCUGGGAACAGUCCCGGCAUAGGCAACAAAGGGAAGAUCAACAACUAG
Molecule: messenger RNA, 300 nt
Organism: Triticum turgidum subsp. durum (durum wheat)
Lineage: Eukaryota; Viridiplantae; Streptophyta; Magnoliopsida; Poales; Poaceae
Source: the annotation of a GenBank genome assembly